Apaloderma vittatum (bar-tailed trogon) is the source of this 823-nucleotide messenger RNA. It is a transcript of the gene SFXN2, whose product is annotated as sideroflexin 2. NCBI's taxonomy places the organism in Eukaryota, Metazoa, Chordata, Aves, Trogoniformes, Trogonidae. The annotation marks the transcript as partial. The record is from RefSeq and is a predicted model, not a curated record. Gene Ontology annotation, cellular component: mitochondrial inner membrane. Gene Ontology annotation, biological process: monoatomic ion transport; serine import into mitochondrion. The transcript is spliced from 10 exons. Gene Ontology annotation, molecular function: monoatomic ion transmembrane transporter activity.
GCUCUGGGCUUGCAGGGCCGGGCUGGUGCCGCCGGGAAGCAGCCAGGAGCAGCUGCUCUAUGCCAAGAAGCUUUACGACUCAGCCUUCCACCCUGACAGCGGUGAGAAGAUGAACCUCAUUGGGAGGAUGUCCUUCCAGGUGCCAGGGGGCAUGGCCCUCACUGGCUGCAUGCUCCAGUUCUACCGGACAGUGCCUGCCGUGGUUUUCUGGCAGUGGGUGAAUCAGUCCUUCAACGCCAUUGUCAACUACACCAACCGCAAUGCUGCCUCCCCCAUCUCACUGAGGCAAAUGGGGGUGGCUUAUGUCACGGCCACCAGUACAGCCCUGGCUACCGCUGUGGGACUCAACCUCUACACCAAGCGGGCACCACCCUUGCUGGCCCGCUGGGUUCCCUUUGUGGCUGUGGCUGCUGCCAACUGUGUCAAUAUCCCCAUGAUGCGGCAACAGGAGAUCAUCAAUGGGGUCACAGUGACAGAUGGGGACAACAAUGAGCUUGGCCAGUCCAGGAGGGCGGCAGUGAAGGGCAUCGCACAGGUUGUGGUCUCCAGGAUCACCAUGGCAGCACCAGGCAUGAUUAUUUUGCCCAUCAUCAUGGAGCGACUGGAGAAAUUCCCCUUCAUGCAGCGGAUCCGGGUUCUGCAUGCACCUCUGCAGGUGCUGCUCUGCGGAGGCUUCCUCUUGUUCAUGGUGCCAGUAGCCUGUGCCCUGUUCCCACAGAGAUGCUCCCUUGCGCUGGCUGACCUUGAGCUGGAGCUGCGUGACAGCAUCGUGGCCAAGCAUGGAGACAAAGUGCCGUACGUCUAUUUUAACAAGGGACUGUGA